AUGCCCGUCAUCACAGAAGCCCCUAAGCCUGAUAAACCUGAAAAGCUCUCAUCAACGCCUCAAGAGCAGGUCAUCCCACCACCUAUCAGCGCUCCUAAGAGACUUAAACUCGCCUUUAAACCCCAUUCCACUACCACUAAGCCCUUUAUCACCACUCCUGAGCCCAUCGAAGAAGAUUCCGAUGUCGUUUUAAGCCCCGGUCACGCUCCUGGCUAUAUACAAUGGAAGAAAGCUCCACCUCCCGACUUGACAAAUGAAACUGAGGAAGAGAAGAAACACCGACUCAAUAAGAGACACGCUCCAAAAGGUAAACGAGGCGCUCGCUACAUCGACGACGGCACGACCGACCGGAGUCCCGCUGUCCUAGGUAAACCAGAUACUUCCAAACUUGUAAUCAGUUUCAAGACAGAAGAAACCAACGAGUACACAAACGAGGUAGUUGAAGGCGAUGUCAGGUUCGAAUACUCUGAUGAUGCGAAGGGUGUCCAAGUAGAUUGGAAUAGUGCCAAAUCCAUCCACGCAGUAAACAACUGGCGAAGUCAGCUUAUACGAAGAGCAAUUGGAAAGGCCUAUGAUAACAAGGAAUUCUGGACCGUACAGGAACAACAAAUCCUCACUAACUUAAUUCGCGAUUAUCUCGACGGUGAAAAGGAUAUUGAUUGGAUGCAAAUUUCCCGCGAAUACAACUCUCUGAUUAGGAAUAUUGAGCAGGAAAAAGGUACUCCAGGUGCUCCUCGUCGUUAUCGUUGUCAGGGUAAUGAUAAGACUUCACGAGAAGCUGUUUCUAUCUCUAUGCCUCUUCGAGAGAAUCGACGGAUCCCUCAACGACCUGACUGGGUGUUACGUCAGGAAAUUAGUUACUUCCGUGCCCAGGAUGCUAUUGAAGUCAUGGAAAGAUUAAAAGCUAGUGUACUUCCUCAGCGGAACGGUCAUCCACCAAUAAGAUCUACUAGGGGAAAGAAACAAGUAGCUAGACAAAGCAGAGGUAAAUCAGCGAUCCAAGAGUCUUCUGAGGAGCAAGAAGAAUCGAAUGUUUCUUCAGCAUAUGAAAACGAUCGCUCGUUAACCUUAGUUGAUUCACCAAUGGAAACAACACCAAACCAUCCACUCCAUCUUCUUACCCAGCCUCGACUACUACAACCCCGCCCAGUAGCUAUUCCUCAAUCUAAACCCGAGCCUCCUUCCCGUCGAUACAAGAAACGCAAUAUGUACAACGAGGAAAUUAUCUACGAUAAACAAUCUAAAGAGUUGGGCCAUUCUUCAAUCAAUCCCAAUAUCAACCAGUUAUUCGGAGGUAAACAACAAGCUCUUGAUCUUCUAGCUGAACAGGCUGCGGUUAUGAAUAACCAUUUUCCUCAAACAAAUCAUUGGACUAUACCUCGAGUUCUUGCACCUGCUCCGGCACCUAAAGUCACCAUAUCUUCUCCCAACACACAAAAACCAUUUCCAGCAACAACGAAACCCUCUCACCCUCCCACUCAAGCGCCAGCACAAAAAUCAAAACCAAAUACUCCUACCACCCCACUCACCCCCUAA
Sclerotinia sclerotiorum 1980 UF-70 is the source of this 1536-nucleotide messenger RNA. RefSeq lists its product with no specific name. The record is from RefSeq and is a predicted model, not a curated record. The transcript is spliced from 2 exons. NCBI's taxonomy places the organism in Eukaryota, Fungi, Ascomycota, Leotiomycetes, Helotiales, Sclerotiniaceae. The coding region runs from base 1 to 1536 and encodes 511 amino acids.